AGAGCACCGGAAGGGACUUGUCAGGACGGUUAGGAAAAGGGAAAGGAAGAGGAGGGGCGAGAAACAUGGCGUCUGUGCUUGCUGUUUGUAGUGGUCUAGGGAGGACAAAGUUGACGCACUUUUUAAAGACUACUGUUCGUCUUACACAUCCGGGGACUCACACGGUGUUUUGGAAAAAUUAUUCACAGUAUCAACAGAUAACAAGCAAUGAGGACAUGCCCAUUCCAAUGGAAAACCCUUAUAAGGAGCCUCUUAAAAAAUGUAUCUUGUGUGGAAAACGUGUAGAUUAUAAGAAUGUACAGCUUUUGUCCCAGUUUAUUUCUCCAUUUACUGGAUGCAUUUAUGGAAGGCACAUAACAGGUCUUUGUGGGAAGAAACAAAAAGAAAUCACAAAAGCAAUAAAGAGAGCUCAAAUAAUGGGAUUUAUGCCAGUUACAUACAAGGAUCCUGCAUAUCUCAAAGACCCUAAAGUUUGUAAUAUCAAAUAUAGGGAGUAAAUUAUGUUAUCAUCAAUAAACUUAUUUUACAUGAAUGGUUGUGUGAGGCUAAUAAUAAUUUAGAGUCUUAAGAUUUAAUAAACUUUGCAUAGAAAGUAUACUAAAUCUUCUCAAACUAAGUUUUUAACUUAAUUUGAAAACUUAGGAAAAAAUGUUUCAGGAGUGAAGCUUCCUCUUCAUACCAAUGAAUGUUAAGAAAACAUAAUUUAAAAUGUUAUUACUUUGGGGGCCUCUCUGGUGGUGCAGCGGGUUGAGCACAGUGCUAUGAAGCUGUCCACAGCCUCUGCAGCGCAGGUUUGAUUCCUGGCCAGCCAGGGAGAUACCCACAUGGCGAGGCAGACCUCUCCUGUCUCGCCCACUGCUCCCCUCAGCAGUGUAUUUUGGUCAGUCUGCCUGUUCUGCUCCCUGCUCUGUCUCUGGUGAAUCCUCUCACCCUCCCGCGCCUCUGGCCUGUACCCCAGUUCUUGUAUAAAAAUAAAUCUUUUAAAAAAUUUUUUUAAAAAUGUUACUACUUUUUACAUGUAUGAAUAAAAAAAAAAUGGUGCUAUAGGAUUGUCAUUUUUGUCUAGUCCCCAGAUAGGCUCAUACUAUUCAUACAAUACAUACAAUACAUACAAUAGGCUCAUACAAUACAUACAAUACAUUCAUACAAUACAUACAAUAGGCUCAUACUAUUCAUACAAUAGUAAACCUCUAGUAUGGGGAUAUAAAACAUGGAAGUGAUGCUUUAUUGAAAUUUUAUUUUAGGCCCAGAUUCUGUCUUAUGAGAUUUUAGGGACAUGGGUGUAGGAAAAAUAAAAUGCUUGUGUAAUAGACCCAUCACAUGUAACAGGAUAUGGACUUGAAAUUACUCAGGAAGAUUUUCUAACUAUCAUAUGUGCCUGGCUAGGACAGUGGGUCUUUGGUUUGUGGAGAUGUUACAUGGGUCAUGAGGAUGUAUUGUGGUGAUAUCACAGAACCUGGUAUUUACUCCACGACUAUUCUAUUCCAAAUUUGGUAGUGUCCUUUAAAUACACUAUACAGGCAGUCUGUUACAUCACUUUAUCUUACUCCAGUAAUGCAAAUUAAUUCCAAAAGAUGAGUAACUGGGGGAAAAAUGUCCUAUAAUGGACACUUUUCCUCCUUUUCAUUGGAUAGCUUGAAAGUUGGGUCAUCUAACUCAAUUAUGGAAACAUGGCUGUGUACUGACCUCAGCAAGCUUCUCACUAAAUUUAUUAGCAGUGCUGUCUUCAAAGGAGACUGGUAAUUGUGCAAAAAUGAGCUUAAUACUUUUGUAGCUUCUCCAUAGCAAUUUAGCAAACUGAGCUUGUACGAAGACCCAUGUAGACUUUUAUUUCAGUAAGUAAGCAGUCUUUGAAAAAAAAUCUCAAUCUUGUCUUCAGAAGACAUUUGCGUGUUGGCUUGCUGCUUCUAAGUUCCUAGUCUACUUUGUAUAUCGUUUUAUUAAUUUGUUGAUUGAAUUCAAUCAUUGUGUUGUGUGAUAAGUUCUAGUAUGCUCUGGUUGUGUUUGUAAUUAAAUUAGGGUUUAGACUGACAGCAUAUUUCCACUCCUUCUGCCCUGCACUACAUCACAGUAAUCAGUAAAUCAAUCCCAGCAGAAACUCAUUAUUUGUACAAAUCAUCUAUAAUGCUAUGUGGGUUUCAAAAGCACUCCAUGGUAAUGCAUAUUUACACAGAUAAAAGAUGACAGCUUUUGAUAGUAGCUAUGAAUCUAUUAUUUAGUAACAGAUGGAAGUACAAUGGUCAGAAUGUGUGUUUGCAGUCUCAUCCACUGAAUGAAAUACAAAGGCUUCAUGUGAUAUACAUGCUUCAUGGAAAAUUCUCACAAGUAUGGAAAAGACAAACACUAGACAACAAAAGGUCUCUUAGCUGCCACUUCACUAACUCACGGGAUUACACUGGGCUUUACAUCCUUCCUAAAUAUCACAUUAAAGCCCAUGAGCCGUGCAUUGUCAAGAGUCAGGUAUUUUGUUCUUAGAACUGUGUCAGUUUCAUUUGUUAUUGUACUGAUAAAAUGUGAGCAGUAAGUUGUUUUUGCAGUGAAUAUUAAAUGACUUGGAAAAACAAA
Talpa occidentalis (Iberian mole) is the source of this 2565-nucleotide messenger RNA. RefSeq names its product mitochondrial ribosomal protein S18C (gene MRPS18C). Gene Ontology annotation, biological process: mitochondrial translation. The transcript is spliced from 6 exons. Gene Ontology annotation, molecular function: small ribosomal subunit rRNA binding; structural constituent of ribosome. The coding region runs from base 66 to 497 and encodes 143 amino acids. Gene Ontology annotation, cellular component: ribosome; mitochondrial small ribosomal subunit. Lineage: Eukaryota; Metazoa; Chordata; Mammalia; Eulipotyphla; Talpidae. The record is from RefSeq and is a predicted model, not a curated record.